Molecule: messenger RNA, 1077 nt
Organism: Pedinophyceae sp. YPF-701
Lineage: Eukaryota; Viridiplantae; Chlorophyta; Pedinophyceae
Source: the annotation of a GenBank genome assembly
AUGCAGCAGGUGGGCAAGCUCGCGCGCCCGUCCAGCGGCUGCAUUGGGCAGCAGAAGCGGUCGACGCGGACGACUCACGUCCCGCGGGCCCUCAGGGCGCGCGACGGCAUCGCGGCGGAAGGUGCGGCCCGGCUGGCCGAGUGGAAGGAGUCCGUCGGGAAGACUGCUGCUUCCCUCGCCCUCGCGUCCCUCGUCGGCCUCACCUCCGUCGCCGCGACCGUGCCGCAGGCCUAUGCCGCCGAUGCACAGUCCAGGCUCUCCGCGGCCGCCAAGACCGCGUGGGUGCCCGAGCAGUGGAGCUACGGGCAGCAGGUCGGACCGGUCGUCUGGGGCGGCAUGUGCGCCGAGGGCGGGCAGCAGUCCCCGAUCGAUCUCCACCCGAAGCAAGUUGACAAGGACCUCCUCCCUACGAGCAAGAACGCGACGCCCACGGUGAUGCUCAUGUACAAGGAGGUGCCCGUGAAGGUCGUCGACACCGGGCACGGCACGAUGCAGGUCAACUUCCCGACCGGCGAGAACAAGGCGAUGAUCAACGGCGAGGAAUACACGCUUCUGCAGUACCAUUUCCACACGCCGAGCGAGCACACGUUCGACGGCAAGCGCAUGGAGAUGGAGGUGCACUUCGUCCACAAGAGCAACGCCGGGAAGCUCGCGGUCGUGGGCGUCAUGAUGCAGACGCCUCCGAUUCAGGGCGGCAAAGUGGACGGCAACAACGGGUCCAACCCCGGGUUCGAGAAGACGCUGUCGAUGUCGCCCCGCAACGGCGAGGUGAUCACGGGCAGCAUGAACCCCGCGCAACUGCUCGGCCGCGACGCGUCGAACAUGAAUCUGGCCAUGUACGGCGGCUCGCUGACCACGCCGCCGUGCUCCGAGAAGGUGUCGUGGUUCGUCAACACGAAGCCCGUGACGGUCUCGGCGGGGCAGGUGCUCGCGUUCCAGUCGUACAUCGGCAAGGGCAUGGACCUUGGGCUGAACUCGCGGCCCGUGACGCCGCUGAACGGCCGCACGGUCAUUGGCGUGAACGGCGCGGCGGCGAGCGCGACGGACCUGAAGCAGUUCGCGCUCGGGCGGAGGUGA